Myzus persicae (green peach aphid) is the source of this 729-nucleotide messenger RNA. RefSeq lists its product as uncharacterized. The record is from RefSeq and is a predicted model, not a curated record. NCBI's taxonomy places the organism in Eukaryota, Metazoa, Arthropoda, Insecta, Hemiptera, Aphididae. Bases 1 to 729 code for a protein of 242 amino acids. The transcript has a single exon.
AUGGAAGGUACAGCGCGACGCGGUCAAAUAAGGGCAAUAGUAACACGAUUUCAAAAUUUCAUAAGAUCACCCGAAUGUAAUCUAAAACAAAUACCUCUGCGACAGGUCAAAUUAGAAGAAGCUUGGCAAAGUUUUAAAUUAGUCCAAACAACGAUGGAAGAAUUAGAAAUAAGCAACAAUACAAAUACAGAUCAUUCGCAAUAUAGGAUCGAUUUCGAAAAUUUAUUUUUUGAGACAGUUGCUGAGGCUGAACAAAAACUUAGCUCCACUAGGUCGAACCAGAAUGACACCACUGUCCGAAGUUCCGAUCGUGGAGAGAGCAUUAAUUCGACAUCAUCGAUUAUAAAAUUGGCAGCGUUAAAUAUACCGGUGUUUAAUGGUAGUUAUAAUGAUUGGGUAUCAUUCAAAGACAUUUUUAAGGCAUUGAUUCAUACAAAUAGUAAUUUAACAUCAAUUCAAAAAUUGUUCUAUUUACGGUCUUCUAUAACCGGCGAAGCGGCAAAUUGCAUAAAAAAUUUUGAAACAACGGCCAUAAAUCACGAGCACGCUUGGAAGACAUUGACCACGCGUUACCAAAAUGAAAAAUUAUUAAUUCAAUGUCAUGUCAAAGAUAUAUGCGAAUUAAACGCAAUUGAAACAAAUUCGUCGGAUAGUUUACGCCUGUUCUCAGACACACUACGUAGUCAUAUUUCGGCCCUUGAAGCAUUAAAGCAGCGACCAAGCGAAUAG